UAUUGAGUCGUACCUGCGUGGAGUGACGUUUGCCCCGCACAGCCGUGCCACUGCCUUUCCGACAAGUGGGGUUCCGCGAUAUUCUUGUUGACGCUCCCCCGACGCGAUCUCCAGAGAAGAAAAUAAUUAUACAAUGCUCAUCGGGCUAUGUGGCGGCAUUUGUGCGGGGAAGCAUGCCAUAGCAGAGUACCUGAUUCGCGAGCAUGGUUUCCAAUUGCUUGCGUUGGAGAAUAAAGAUUCCGCCCAGAUUUCAGAUGAUCCGGAGGACAAGGCUCGCCUGCAAACCUGUGGCCCGAGACACGAGCUCAAACCUAAGAAUCAACUGAGAUUUGACUCAAUUGACGUGUUUUUGGACUUCGUCACAAAGCGGUGGACGGAGCGUUGGGUGACCACCGAUAUCUGGGAUUGUACAGUUCUGGAAAAACUGCUCCUGCGGCCCUUCUUUUUGCUCGUAAGUGUAGAUGCACCGCUGGGUCUACGGUGGCAAAGAUUUAGUAGAAGAUGUCGGCAACACCAGUUGGAGCCUCCAAGCCUCGAAAAGUUCUUGCUCUGGAGCGAUCGACACUUAUAUGACAAAGACAUUGGCCAGGCUUACCUAACAGACCGAGCUGCAGUACGACUUUUCAACCCAUCGUCUUCACUGAACGAGCUAUACGCAGCUCUCGAAGUCCUUGAUCUACGGAAUGAAGAGCGUUUGCGACCAACAUGGGACCACUAUUUCAUGCAGCUGGCGUCUCUUGCCGCUCAAAGAAGCAAUUGUAUGAAGCGGAGAGUUGGCUGUGUCAUUGUACGAGACCGUCGGGUCAUAAGCACUGGCUACAACGGCACUCCUCGAAAUAUCACCAACUGCAAUGAAGGAGGAUGCCCCCGGUGUAAUCGGGGAGAGGGCGGAGGCGCCGGCCUCUCGACGUGCCUCUGUAUCCAUGCCGAAGAAAAUGCACUUUUAGAGGCGGGAAGAGAGAGGAUCAGAGAGGGUGCCAUUUUGUAUUGUGAUACAUGUCCAUGUUUGACGUGCACGGUUAAAAUCGCCCAAGUUGGGAUAUCUGAAGUUGUUUACUCCAAGGGUUAUAACAUGGACAAGGAGAGCGCCGCGAUCCUCAAUGCUGCUGGCGUUAAUCUCCGUCAGCUUUCUCUGCCUCCAAACGGGUUGACGUGUCUUUAGAACUCGGAACCUCGGGCAAACUUGUGUGCAACGUUGGUACCAUGCAUUAUAUACUAUUGGAGGUGGAUCUAGAUAAACACUUGGCAAAUUUGAGACGCUUCAUAACGCAUAGGAAAAAUAACCUGAAUUUUAACGUUGUGUCGGUGAAUGAGAAGCCGAAAGUAGUAGUAGUAGUAGUAGUAGUAGUAGUAGUAGUAGUAGUAGUAGUAG
Molecule: messenger RNA, 1372 nt
Organism: Talaromyces proteolyticus
Lineage: Eukaryota; Fungi; Ascomycota; Eurotiomycetes; Eurotiales; Trichocomaceae
Product: putative deoxycytidylate deaminase
Exons: 7
Coding region: 134-1162 (342 amino acids)
Molecular function (GO): zinc ion binding; hydrolase activity
Source: RefSeq, a predicted model, not a curated record